Messenger RNA from Canis lupus familiaris (dog), 1422 nucleotides. It is a transcript of the gene MRPL57, whose product is annotated as mitochondrial ribosomal protein L57. Gene Ontology annotation, cellular component: mitochondrial ribosome. Gene Ontology annotation, biological process: mitochondrial translation. NCBI's taxonomy places the organism in Eukaryota, Metazoa, Chordata, Mammalia, Carnivora, Canidae. The transcript is spliced from 2 exons. The record is from RefSeq and is a predicted model, not a curated record. Gene Ontology annotation, molecular function: structural constituent of ribosome. Bases 116 to 424 code for a protein of 102 amino acids.
AGCUGAAGUCUCGCGCUCAUGGGCACGGCGCUUCCGGGGGGGGCGGGCGCACUUCCGGGGUCGUGCCCGCUGGCUUGUGGAGGCUGUGGGUGUGUUGGGGAAUGCGGUCGGUGCCAUGUUCCUGACGGCUCUGCUCCUCCGCAAUCGCAUCCCCGGCAGGCAGUGGAUCGGGAAGCACCGGCGGCCGCGGGCCGUGUCCUUCCAAGCGAAGCAGAACAUGAUCCGCCGGCUGGAGAUCGAGGCAGAGAACCAGUACUGGCUGAGCACGCCCUACCUGUCGGCGGAGCAGGAGUACGGCCACGCGGCGGGGCGCAGGGCGGCGGCCUUCGAGGCCAUCAAGGCGGCCAAAAUGGCCAAGUUCCCCCCGCACAGGUUCGUGGCGGACCAGCUCGACCAUCUCAACGUCACCAAGAAGUGGGUCUGAUCCGGAGCCACGGACUCACAGGGCGGCCACCCACCUCCUGACCCGAUUCUGGAACCUCUGAAGAGCGCUCACUUGAGAGCUUUUGGAGCAGGCUUAGUGAACAGCGGACAUGAGUGUGUGGUCUGCAUGUGGGGUGCAUGGGGCUCCAAACUCUAUAACCCAGCCUCUGGCGUAGUGUUUCCUUCCCAUUACCCUAACAGGAAGAUACAGGUAUUUCCUAGGCCACAGAAGAUACAAAGUGUAUUUUGGAUGAAAGUUUCAAAAAAAACCCUACAAACUGUGCUUAAGUAUGAGGUACUUGGUGGAGGCUUACCUUUCCUUAAAAAACAAUUGCCUAGACGAAAGUGGGAAAAAAUGAGCUUUUUCAGUUAAACAUACUCCUAAAAAUAGGAUUUUCUUUUGGGAUUGCUACUAAAAGUAGACAUUUACGUGAAGUGAAAGAUAUUCAUCAGAACUGCUACAUGAAGUUGUAUUUUUGAAAACCUCUUUUUGGGGUACCUGGGUGGCCCAGUCGGUUAAGCCCUGAUGACUUGGUGUCCCCUGAGAUCCAGCCCGACCUAGGGCUCCCUGCUGGGGGCAGAGAGGGUCUGCUUAAGAUUCUCUCUCCCUCUGCCCCUCCUGCCACCUCAAACAAAUCUUUAAAAAUAAAAAAAUAAAAAAAGUUUUUAAAAAUACCUUUCUGGAAUGUAAUUAAUGAACCUUAUAGUCUACCCCAAAGAUGUUUGUUCUUUCAAAUUACCUUUUUCAGUCAGGCACUUUACAGCUUUUACCAAAAAUAGUAAUCCUAUCACCUGGGGCUAUUUUACAUGUGAGGAAAUACUUAAGAAACUUGUCAAAAAUCAUCCCCAAUAACGAGUGUGUCUUGGAUUUCAAUUUCUGUAUAAUCUAGAAAUUGUAACUACUAUGUAUACAUUAAGCAGAACAUUUUUCAAAACACAUAGAAGAAAAAUAAUUCAAUCCCAUUACCCCGAGAUAAAAUAAUUGUCUUUCAUACAUUU